This is a messenger RNA of Anolis carolinensis (green anole), 2023 nucleotides long. RefSeq names its product WD repeat domain 5 (gene wdr5). Bases 304 to 1308 code for a protein of 334 amino acids. Gene Ontology annotation, cellular component: transcription factor TFIID complex. The transcript has 14 exons. The record is from RefSeq and is a predicted model, not a curated record. Lineage: Eukaryota; Metazoa; Chordata; Lepidosauria; Squamata; Anolidae. Gene Ontology annotation, biological process: transcription initiation at RNA polymerase II promoter. Gene Ontology annotation, molecular function: RNA polymerase II general transcription initiation factor activity; protein binding.
UGUAGGGAAGUUGUCUCUGCGCCUGCGCGGGGCGGAUUCUCGCUGCGGCCGGCCUGAGGAGCGGCCGCGUCGUUCCUCAGUGCGCCUGCGCGAGAGGCCUACCUCACGCCCCGGCGGUCAGGAAAGGGGGAAAAAAACGGGGCCGCCGCUGAGAGAAAAACGACGGAGGAGGCGAAGGAGAAAGAAGAGGAAGAGCUGCUCCCUUCCUUCGUCGAGGGCGAUUCAGGAGACUUUUACUUCUAAGACAUUGUGCUCUUUCGUCCCCGGAAGCGCCUGAAAGCUGGCUGGCUUUUUUCCAGAGCCAUGGCCACGGAAGAGAAGAAACCUGAUGCGGAAUCGACCAAAACGCAAUCCACGCCUUCCUCUUCAACUAACCAGACCAAGACUGCCCCUGUAAAGCCAAACUACGCCCUGAAGUUCACAUUGGCAGGGCAUACAAAAGCCGUCUCGUCGGUCAAAUUCAGCCCCAACGGGGAGUGGUUGGCCAGUUCGUCUGCUGACAAGCUUAUCAAAAUCUGGGGCGCAUAUGAUGGCAAGUUUGAAAAAACCAUAUCUGGCCACAAACUGGGAAUUUCUGAUGUCGCUUGGUCCUCGGACUCCAACCUCCUUGUCUCUGCUUCAGAUGACAAAACACUCAAAAUCUGGGAUGUGAGCUCGGGAAAAUGCUUAAAGACGCUGAAAGGGCACAGCAACUACGUCUUCUGUUGCAACUUCAACCCACAGUCGAACCUCAUCGUCUCCGGAUCAUUUGACGAAAGCGUGAGGAUAUGGGACGUCAAGACGGGGAAGUGCCUAAAAACCCUGCCGGCUCAUUCUGACCCAGUUUCGGCUGUGCACUUCAAUCGUGAUGGCUCUUUGAUUGUGUCCAGCAGUUACGAUGGCCUUUGUCGAAUCUGGGAUACCGCCUCAGGCCAGUGUUUGAAAACAUUGAUUGACGAUGACAAUCCGCCGGUGUCCUUCGUGAAGUUCUCUCCAAACGGGAAAUACAUUCUAGCUGCAACUUUGGAUAACACUCUCAAACUUUGGGACUACAGCAAAGGAAAGUGCCUAAAGACCUACACAGGCCACAAGAACGAAAAGUAUUGCAUCUUUGCCAAUUUCUCGGUUACUGGUGGAAAGUGGAUCGUGUCUGGUUCCGAGGACAACCUGGUUUACAUUUGGAACCUGCAGACAAAAGAAAUCGUACAGAAGCUGCAAGGACACACAGACGUGGUGAUCUCGACCGCCUGCCACCCCACGGACAACAUCAUCGCCUCCGCGGCCCUAGAAAACGACAAAACGAUCAAGCUUUGGAAGAGUGACUGUUAAGAGCGACGCGCCGGGGCGCCAACACCACUUUAGAGACUGUUGGGGGGCGGGAGGGGUUCGCCUGGAAGAAUUAGGGGGGUUAUUUUGUGUUCGUUUUGUUUUUUUAUAAAAGAGAAAACCCACAUUACGAGAGAACUCCCAUUGGAGGCCUGACUUUGGGAAUAAAAAAAAACACUGCUUUCCUUUCCUUCCUUUCUCCCUAUGCUGGUAAAUUGGGCAUGUCUCCAUUCCGUUUUCGGAGGAUGCGCAUUUUUCCUAUAUAUUUUUCAAAACUGUCAUUCACACCUCAGAUUUUCAAUCAAAAGCGGUCAGCGAAGCCUCGUCAGGUUUGUUUUUUUCCAAUGAGACCAAAUGAGGUUUCUGACCCUUAUUUUUCUUUGCGUUUUCCCCCAUUUUUGUGCAUUCUGGUCUUUGCUUUUUCUUCUUCUAGUAUUCCUUCUACAACCUUCCUGGCUUUGUGGCUUUUUUCCAUAUAUUUUUCUCUCCCAUCGUUUGUUUUUCUUAAUUUCUAAAUCACACAAUACCUGUACAGUUUAUUCCAGUGUAUAAAACAAAACAGAACCUUUUUUUAAUUAUUAUUGUAUGGACUUGUGUUGCUUAAUGGCAUGACUGUAUCCUUUUUCACAGUCUUUUUUUCCCCACGUUGGCGGCAUUUCACACAUCCAAACUGGUGACCUUAUUAAUACAUUAUAAAUAAAAACAGGUGGGAUUUUUA